Molecule: messenger RNA, 1513 nt
Organism: Suricata suricatta (meerkat)
Lineage: Eukaryota; Metazoa; Chordata; Mammalia; Carnivora; Herpestidae
Gene: TEKT2
Product: tektin 2
Exons: 10
Coding region: 123-1415 (430 amino acids)
Biological process (GO): cilium movement involved in cell motility; cilium assembly
Cellular component (GO): microtubule cytoskeleton; nucleus
Source: RefSeq, a predicted model, not a curated record
GCGGAGGUAAGGCGAGCGCGGAGGGCGGGUGCCUAGCAACCGGGGGCGCGGAACAGAGGCGCUUGGCGAGGCGGAAGAGCCAGCGGGCUGGAGAGGUGGGUGAUUGGAACAGGCCUAGCACCAUGGCCGCGCUGAGCGUCAAGCCCAGUCACCGAUUCCAGUUGCCGGACUGGCACACCAACAACCACCUGCUGUCCACCAAUGCCGAGCGGCAGCGAGAUGCUUCGCACCAGAUCCGCCAGGAGGCCCGCGUCCUCCGCAAUGAGACAAACAACCAGACCAUUUGGGAUGAACAGGACAAUAGGACUCGACUGACCGAGAGGAUUGAUACUGUCAACCGUUGGAAGGAGAUGCUGGACAAGUGUCUGACAGAUUUAGAUGCUGAGAUCGACGCUCUAACACAGAUGAAAGAGUCAACAGAGCAAAACCUGCAGGCCAAGAACCUGCCUCUGGAUGUGGCCAUCGAGUGCCUGACCCUGCGGGAGAGUCGGCGCGACAUUGAUGUGGUGAAGGAUCCUGUGGAGGAAGAGCUGCACAAAGAGGUGGAGGUCAUUGAUGCCACCAAGAAGGCUUUGCAACAAAAGAUUAGCCAGGCCUUCGAGAAGCUCUGCCUCCUGCAGGAAGUCCGACAGCAGCUGAACUCUGACCAUAGGGACAAAAUGGAGACAUUGGACAUUGACAGAACCUGCCUGUCUCUCAACCUCAAGUCCCCCAACAUCUCUCUGAAGGUUAAUCCCACACGUGUCCCCAAUGGCUCCUCCACCCUCCAGCAGUGGGAUGACUUCAGCCAGUUCAACAAAGACCGGGCAGAGGCUGAGAUGAAAGGAGCGGUAGAGCUGAGGGAGGCCAUCGCCCUAACUAUUGCCGAGACCAACAACGAACUUGAAGCCCAGAGGGUCGCAACAGAAUUUGCCUUCAGGAAGCGACUGAGGGAGAUGGAGAGAGUGUACAGUGAGCUCCGGUGGCAGGAGAAGAAUACCUUGGAAGAGAUCACCGAGCUGCAGGAGGACAUCCGGCACCUGGAGGAGGAUCUGCGCAGGAAGUUGCAGAACCUGAAGCUAUGCCAUACCCGACUGGAGUCCAGAACUUACCGGCCCAGUGUGGAGCUCUGCCGGGACCAGGCACAGUACGGCCUCACCGACGAGGUUCACCAAUUAGAGGCAACCAUCACUGCCCUGAAGCAGAAGCUGGCACAAGCACAAGAUGCACUGGAUGCUCUCUACAAGCACCUGGCCAGGCUGCAGGCUGACAUCGCCUGCAAAGCCAACUCCAUGCUAUUGGACACCAAGUGCAUGGACACCCGUCGGAAGCUGACUGUGCCUGCUGAGAAGUUUGUGCCUGAGGUGGACACCUUCAGCCGGACCACAAACCGCACCCUGAGUCCACUCAAAAGCUGCCAGCUGGAGCUGGUCUAGUGUUGGGGGGCUGAGGGAUGAAGGGAAGGUCAGAUGGGAGAUAGAAGGUUGGGGGAGGGAUGGAGAGAAUGAAUCUAAUAAAUGUGGUUCUCAGUCCA